UGCAGCCCCAGCCUCUUCAUACACACAAACAUACACCUCCAGGAUCUGACAGUGCUGGGCUCAAAGAUGCCCAGCAGGGGAGUGGGUAGCCUGAGCCAUCUGUACUGGAUAACCCCUGCUCCCCAUUUCUCAGCCACAAGCCAAGUGGGAUACUGUUUCAUCGUGCUGCUGCUGCUAAUACAGAUACCCCAUGCCUGUGCCCAUGAAGUACCUGACCUUCUGCCCCGACCUGGCUGCUCUGGAGGGAGCUGUUACCCUCCCACUGGCAAUCUGGUUGUGGGCAGGAGCCAGAGUCUCCACGCCUCGUCCACCUGUGGUUUGAAGGGGCCUGAGCCCUACUGCAUUGUCAGCCACUUACAGGACUCUGAGAAAUGCUUCUUUUGUGACUCAAGGGGCCAGGGAGGCCAUAGGAUCAAGAAUGUGAUCUCCCUGAGCGGACCCGAUGGGCAAAGAACAUGGUGGCAGGCUGAGAGUGGUGUGGAGAAUGUCAGUAUCCAGCUGGACUUGGAGGGUGAAUUCUACUUCACCCAUCUUAUCAUGACCUUCAAGACUUUUCGCCCAGCUGGUCUACUCAUUGAGCGUUCAGCAGAUGGGGGUCGAUCCUGGCGAGUUUACCGAUACUUUGCUCACAACUGCUCUGGCCUCUUCCCUGGGGUUCCCCUUACACCUGGUCGCAAAGUCAGCGACCUCGUUUGUGAUCAGCGUUACUCGAACAUUGAACCAUCAAGCCAGGGUGAGGUAAUUUUCAAAGUUCUGGACCCAGCCAUCCCUGUGGAGAAUCCCUAUAGUCCAGAGAUCCAAGAACUUCUUCGAGUUACCAACCUGAGAGUGAAUUUCUCUAAACUCCACACAUUGGGAGAUGGGCCCCUGGGGGGCUGGGGCCACCACCAUGGGCCUUACUACUACUAUGCCUUGUACGAGCUUGUGGUCCGAGGAAGUUGCCUUUGCCAUGGACAUGCCUCUGAGUGUGCACCUGCUCCUGGUGCCCCACCUAGUGUGGAUGGCAUGGUCCACGGGCUUUGUGUGUGUCAGCACCAGACAGCUGGACCCCACUGUGAGCACUGCCAGGACCUGCACCAUGACCAACCCUGGCACCCAGCUGAGCCUGGGAAUCCUCACGCCUGCCAGGAGUGUGAAUGCCAUCAGCAUGCCAGGAGUUGCCACUUUGACAUAGCUGUUUUUGUGGCCUCAGGCAAUGUGAGUGGAGGUGUGUGUGAUGCAUGUCAGCACCACACAGCAGGGAGGCACUGUGAGAUCUGCCGACCCUUCUACUACAGGGACCCCCGUGAAGACCCCCGCUCCCCAUAUACCUGUAAACCUUGUGACUGUGACCCUUCAGGCACCCUGGAUGGGGGUCUCUGUGACACACACACAGAUGAGGUCCAGGGGCUCCUCUCUGGACAGUGUCGCUGCAAAGCCCACGUGUGGGGCCCACGCUGUGAUACCUGUCGUCCUGGUUACUAUGGUCUGAGCCCAGCAUUACCUGAAGGUUGUUUGUCCUGCAGGUGAUCCUCGGGUACAGUCCGAGGUGACACCCCCUGUGACUCCAUCAAUGGUGACUGCUAUUGCAAACGUUUUGUUACUGGCCAGAACUGUGACCAAUGCCUGCCGGAAUUCUGGGGCCUGAGCAGUGACUUCACUGGCUGCCGGCCUUGUGAUUGUGAUUUUGGUGGCGCCUACAGCAACAGGUGCUCGUCAGGGGAGGGGCUUUGUCCUUGUCGCCCCCACCUACAAGGCCGAGACUGCCUUGAGCUCCAGUCUGGUUAUUUCUGUGCAGCCCUGGACCAGGCUGUAGCUGAGGUGGAGCUUGGGCAGAGACUCAAGCCCUCUGACCCCCGGCUACCUGGAGCCCCUCUAUCUGAUGUCCCCCGCAACUGCCUGCCAACAACAGGACCUGUGCCGAAGAGGCUCAGACCCCGGCUCUGGCGCCAGCGUAGCACGCCCUGCCCUGUGCAGGUUACUCGCCAUGGACGCCACAGCCAUCAUCCAUCAGAGGCUGCUGUGGAGCCGCGGCCUGGGGGCCAGGGCCCUCAGACCUACUCCUGGACAGGCCCUGGGUUUGCCAGGGUGGAGGACAGGGCUGGCCUCAUGUUCCAGGCCCCUCCAGUGCCACGAGCCAUGGAAUAUGACAUUGUGCUGCGUUAUAAAGCUCAGGCCCCCGAGGACUGGGAGGCCCUUGUCAGUGUCCGUGCCAGCUCCCUGCCCAGCAGCACCCGUUGUGCCAAUGUGUUGCCCUCAGAGCAGCUCUAUCAGGUGGCCCUACCUUCCAGGCGCAGAGCUGUGGUUCUGUCUAGACCCUUCUGCUUUGAACCUGGAACCAGAUACAUGGUGACCUUGAGACUGCAGCGAGUGACAAGUACACGGAGCCUACCCAGGGGAAGCAUCUUGCUAGACUCCCUGGUGCUUCUGCCUCGAGUAGAAGAACUUCCAGGCCUAAGAAGGGGGGACCCUGGGGCAUCGAGUCGCCUGAGAGAACUCAGUCGUGCCCAGUGCCUUGAAGCUGCAAGAACACCCCCCCUAGGGCCACCAUCAGAGUCCUGUGCCCGCUUGAUCUGUAGCAUCUCUGCCCUUCUCUAUGGUGGUGGCCUGGCCUGUGAGUGUGACCCACAGGGCUCUCUGAGCUCCGAGUGUGCCCGUGUGGGUGGCCAGUGCCCAUGUCGACCCCACGUCAUUGGCCAGCGCUGUGACCAGUGUGAGCCCCAGACAUAUGGCUUUGGCCCAGCAGGCUGCAGUGAGUGUCAUUGUUCCCCUGAGGGGUCCACCAGUUUGGCCUGUGAUCCUUUAAGUGGACAGUGCCCAUGCCAGCUAGGCAUCACAGGACGAAGGUGUGACCAGUGCCUGCCUGGCCAGUGGGGCUUUCCUCGGUGCCAGCCCUGUGAGUGUAAUGGGCAUGCAAAGCAGUGCCACCCACACACAGGUGUGUGCCGGGCCUGUGGAGAUGCCACCACUGGGCGUCAUUGUGAAAGGUGCCAGGAUGGUUAUUAUGGAGACCCUGUCCUGGGCUCUGGACAGCAGUGCCGGCCUUGUCCCUGCCCUGGGUUCCUGGGCUCUGGUAAUUACCAUGGGACCUCAUGUCAAGCGGAUGGUGGGAGUGAACGAAUCCUGUGUCUCUGUGCCCCUGGUUAUGCAGGUCCUCGCUGUGACCGCUGCUCUGCUGGCUACUUUGGGCGCCCCUGGCCAGAGGGAGUAGUGGGGAGGUCACCUUGCCGACCCUGCCAGUGCAACAACAACAUCGACCCUAGCGACCCCAUGGCCUGUGACCCCCACAGUGGGCACUGCCAGCGCUGUCUACACCACACCCAUGGGCCACACUGUUCACACUGCCAGCCUGGCUACUACGGCAAUGCCCUCUGGCCACGAGGCUGCCGGCGUUGCAGCUGUGACCUACAAGGCACAGUGCCUGCCCGGUGCCUGCCUGAAAGUGGCAUCUGUUUCUGUGAUAGGCUCAGUGGGCACUGCCCCUGCCGCCCACAUGUCCUAGGGCAGUUCUGUGAUCGCUGUGCCCCCCAGUUCUGGAAUCUGCGAGGGCCUCGGGGCUGUGAGCCCUGUGCUUGUCAUACCCAGCACUCAGUGCAGCUAACCUGUCAUCCGGUCACUGGUCAGUGCCCAUGCCGGGAAGGAUUUGGGGGACGUACCUGCUCUCAGUGCCAAGAAGGGUACUGGGGGGCCCCAGAGAAGGAGUGUAAAGCUUGUGCCUGUGACCCUCAGGGCUCAGUCUCUCUGCGUUGCCACCCUAGGACAGGGGCCUGCUCGUGUCUCGAUGGCAUCUCAGGCCCUCAGUGCAAGGCCUGUGCCCGGGGCUCCCAGGGCAGUUUCCCCCACUGCCGUCCCUGCCCAACCUGCUUCUCUCAAUGGGAUGGACAACUGGAUGCCCUCCAGCAGCGGCUGGCCACUUUGGCUCAGGGGAGGGAUGCCCUGAGUGAGGUGGCUCCUGAUAGGGGCAAUGGGGGACGGCUGCUGGCCCUGGAAGCAGCCAUAGGGCAGGUCCAGGGAGUCCUGGUGUCCACCCGUCCCCUGGUGGGGCCCUUGCAGCAACUCAUGCAACAUCGGGAUAUACUCAGGAGGGAGGUGUCAGUGCUGGGCCGAGCACUUCGAGGGGCGGAGCGGAGUGUGGGUGUGAGUGGUCCCUGGGCUGGAGCUCAGCACUCCCGCAUAGGCCAGCUGGCACAAGAAGUAGAACAUCUCAAACACUUGACGGUCCAGCUCAAGGAGGCCCCAGGAGGAGCCGGGGGGGAUGCUGCUUCCCUGGUCUCCAGGGCUGCUUUGAUCUCCCAGGAGGCUGAGUUUGGUGUUAGAGUCACGACUGCCCUGAUGGACACAGAGAGUGCCCUGAGCCAAUCCCACAAUGUCCGAAGCAGAACAGAAGGGCUGCUGCGAGAGAUGAAGCCUCCCUUCAGAGCUCCUGCCUGGAGGGAGCAGCUCCAGGGACUUGUGAAUGCCUCCUGGGCCCUGAGCCCCAGCUUGGCCCAGCUCAAGGUCUGUGGGGGGCCAUGGGGUGUAGGGAGGGCCUGUGCUCUCUCCCCUUGUGGGCCAGCUUCUUGUCCUGGGGCACUGCCUGCUUCCUUGAGGGCACUGGGGACUGCUCGAAACACAUCCCAUGCUUUGGGUACAACAGGUACCAGACUGGGACGGCUACACCGCCGGCUGCAACGCAUUGGGACCAUGGCAAGGGCUGCCCACUUGCAGGCUGAGGAGACACUGAGUAGAGCUCGAGUCACAUGGCGUGGGGCUGGCACUGCUCCUAUCUUGGCCACCAUCCAGAGGAUCCGGGCCUUCCUUACAAAUGAAGGAGCAGACCCUGAGAGCGUGGAGCUGGUGGCCCAGAGAGUCCUGAAAAUCCCUCUGCCCCAGGGGGGCCAGAGAGCCAUAGAACAGCUGCUAGAGGAGAUCCAAGCUGCCCUCCAGCUCCCAGACAGUAUGGACUGGGCUCUGCCUUCAGCCCAGGGCCUCCUUCAGCAAGUACAGUGGACCAGGGAGGAUGCAGACAGAACUCAGGACAAUGUUGGGAAGACCCGGGGAGCUCUAGCUGAGGCCCAGAACAAUAUAGGGAGAGCAGAGAGAGAGCUUCGAAAAACAAAGCAGGCACUGAGGAGCCUAGAAGUUCAGACACAGGAGAUGGCUUUAGGGCUAGCUCAAGCCACACGUGAUCUGGAUGUGGGUGCCACCCUGGACCAGCUCCUGGGGGCAGCAGAUGCUCUGCAGGCCCAAAUGUCAGAAAACAAACUACAGCUGAGGGAGGCCCAGGAGCAAGCAGAACAGGCAUCGGACACAGCUGCAAAUUUGGGCAAGGAGCUGCAGACAGCCAAACUACAGUUCUCAGAGCUUCAGUCUGGGAUUGAUGGUCUUGGGGUUGAGGUGAAUGGGGCCAGAGACCGUUUGCAGCAAAUUCAGGCAGAAGCCAGAGAGCUGCUGAAGAAAGCAAACAGGAGUCGGAGCCGCCUAGAGGGGCUGGAGAAACGCUUUGCCGGAAAUGAGCAGGCACUUGGAGAGAAGGCAGCUGAGCUUGGGGCCCUGGAGAUCAGAGCCUUGGGGCUGCUGGAGCAGCUGAGGCAGGAAGCCAGUGCCCAUUCUACCUGCUGAUCCAGCGACCCCCAGUAAAACAAAGACACCCCCCCUAUAGAGAGAUAAGUCCCAGCGUUCUGGGAUACAGACCACCCGUGCACCAGAAACACAACAGCAAUCCCCGAAGAUUCCCCCCCCCAGCAUAUGCCCGACAGCUAUUUCCCCAAGACCCCCCGGCAGAGGGAUCCUGGCCCCCACUCCCCAUCCCCCACCCCCACCUUGCAGAGGGACCGCGGCCGCCAAUCCCACGGAGGAUCUGCAGCCUCCUCCAUCCCCAGCGGUCCUCUCUGUCUUUUAAUAGUUCUCCGGCCCCGCUCGCCACUUAAACUUGGCAGGAAAGCCGCUGAACCUCUGGGUCCUGCCCUUGGCUCCCUCCCCCUCCCUCCUCUAAGUCCUGCCCCCGGAGCCCCCCGGGGGACAGGGCGGGGCGCGCCCUACCGCGCGCUCCUGUGCACACUCGGGCUCGCGCAUUCCGGGACCCUCGCGGCCGGCGCCGAGGUUGCGCGCGCCCGGCCGCCGCAAAGUCCGGAGCGGAUCAGGCGGACAGCGGGCUCAGCAGCUCACCCGGCUCUGGAUCCCUGGUCACGGUGCCGCAGUCAUGGCUCCGCCUGGCCCUAGUUUUGGCAUGGUUCUUUUUCCACCCCGGCUCCGUUAAUUUUGUUUGCUGCAACUAUUCCUCAGUCUGGGAAACCGAGGCAGCUUUGUGCCGGUGCAAAAUGGAAAUGAUACCCUUCACCAGCUCUGGAUUCCCAUCCCAGGGAAGGAGGAGAAGGGGACCCUGGCAGCCUGGACCCUGAGAUUGAGAAGUGGGUGGUCUGACCACCUGGAUACCUAUUUCCUCAACACUCUACCCACCCACUCAGGCCUCUCCGGGCACUUGACCACUUGGGGUUCCCUCAAAAAUCCCCAGGACUUCCUUGGCCCACCCACACUUAAGAGAGCAGGCAUCUUUUCUUUUAUGUCCCUGUAUCUAUGCCUAGCUCUCCUUCCCUUCCUCUGUAACGCUGAGCCAGGCCCAGACAUGGAACUUCGAAAUCCAAUUUACCCAACAUAAUGAAGUGUCUAGUGUGUGCAGUUCUGCUGGGCUUUGAGGGAAAUACAGAGGUUAGACAGUCUAAACUUGCCUGGAAGGAACCUCAGAUUAGUCCCUUCAUUUUAGAGGAGGCCCAGAGGGGUCUAUAAGAAUUUGUCCAAGAUCACAUAACUGAUAAGUAGUAAAAUCAGGAUUAAAAUCCAACUUAGUACUCUUUCCACUACACAUGAGUGAAUAACCACAAUACAUCAUAAGGGCAUCAAAGAGUUACAAGAACCUUAUCAUUUGGCCCCCCAAGCCUUUAAUCAUUCCUUUUCUCCAGUCCCUCAUGCAUAAAAUGCCCAAGUAAUCCACCUUUUUGCAUUCCUCUGACAGCCUCUGCCCAGAACCCUUCAGUGACUCCCCCUUGCCCACAGAAUAAAAGCAUCUAAUUCUAAAUUCAUAGAACACCAAAUCCAAGAACAUGGACUGGAAGAGAUAUGAUCCAACCCCUGCAUUUUGCAGAAGAUGGAACUGAAGCCCUAUGGAAGCUGAAGGAUUUGCUAAGGCCACAGCUGGUCAGUGACAGAACCAGUACUAGGUUCCAGACUGCAUACAUUCUAAGCCAGCAGUCUGAAGCUCCUCUUCCUGUCUCUCAAGGCUUAUCUUGUUUCACCUACUGCAGGAAGUCUCUUAGAUUUCUCUGCCUUAUCCUACCCUCCAUUAACUUAGCCAGAUUGUUACAUUUAAGCUCUUCUCCAUCCUUUCCCAUCCUUCAGGGGUUAUUUUAGGUCCUACUACCCGAAGCCUCUGAACUCCCUGUGUCUCAUCUCCCCAGCCAGAUUUCCAGAUCUGCCACACCCCCCAAUCCUUGCAAGGUCUGGUGGUAGAGUAGGUGUUGCUGACCCAGGCCUGUAGAAAUAAGCAUUAAUAAAGCUGGUGACUCUGG
Molecule: messenger RNA, 7523 nt
Organism: Phascolarctos cinereus (koala)
Lineage: Eukaryota; Metazoa; Chordata; Mammalia; Diprotodontia; Phascolarctidae
Source: RefSeq, a predicted model, not a curated record